UUUAACCCAAAGACGUUUAAUAACGACAUUGCUCUGGUGGAGCUGAGUUCUCCAGUAAUUCUGUCUGAACGGGUCACACCUGUCUGCUUGCCCUCUGACCUCGAUCCACCGGCUGGUACACCCUGCUUGGUGGCCGGCUGGGGCUCUCUGUAUGAGGAUGGACCCUCGGCAGAUGUGGUGAUGGAGGCGAAAGUGCCACUGCUGUCUCAGACCACCUGUCGCAGUUCACUGGGGAAGGAGCUGCUCACGAACACCAUGUUCUGCGCUGGAUACCUGUCUGGAGGUAUCGACUCAUGCCAGGGUGAUUCCGGAGGGCCGUUGAUCUACCAGGACGGUUUAUCGGGACGGUUUCAGCUCUUUGGCAUCACCUCUUGGGGGGAUGGCUGUGGGGAGAGGGGAAAGCCUGGUGUUCACACGGGUCACCGCCUUCUCUGACUGGGUCAUGACAGAGAUACAGAAGUCCUUUGGGAGUCGGGAACCCACAUGUCCUGAGCUGCUUAAGACAAGUGAGCUGUCUGAAGAACAGCAGAUGUCAGAAUUCACCACGCUCUGCCACUUCUACACACUAUCCUGCUCUUCGACCCUCGACCCCUCUGCCUGCCAGCGUCUCGCUCAGGACAAAUGCCAAAGCCGGUUUAAGAAGUGCCAACUGCAUUCCUUUCUGCAGACUCUGCUGGACUUGCUUCAGAGGGCCGAUGACUGUAUCAGAGAUAAAGUUGAUCUGACCUUCUUCACUCAGACUCUUCCUCAGUUGGUGGAGAAUGUGUACAGCUCUGCUCAUAUAACACGAAGACGCAGAAAUGCACUUGAAACAGAGCAGGUAGGCCAGCCAGCACUGUUCCAGCAAGUGGGCCCUCUGCUGGACGACUGGGAGAUCUACCUUACAGGCAUUGCUGAAGAUCUGGAUCAACACAAAGAACUAAAGAACUCACAGGAACUUUCUCAGGAGCAACAACUCUUCACACCGGAUGAGGACAGUGAAAAAGCACUUCUUCAGCAGCUUGAUGGAUCACUGCUCUCCUCCAUUGCUGCCCUGCGUUCCAAGCUAGACUCACUGCGCAUUCCUGUCAUACCAGAAUUGGACCACCGACUGUUUCAAAGGGAUUUCACCAUUCCCACCACUGGAAAACAACAACAGGAUAAUAGUGCCAAAUCUAGGGAGUCUGUAUUGUCAGCUGACUUUUGGACUGCUCUGAUAUAUAAAGCUCUGAGAGGGAGUGGCACAGGAAGUGUUACAGGAAGUCCAGUGAUGACAGCAUCCCCUCAGGAUCAUAUGGAUACAACAUCCACACAACCACUGAAACUCAAGACACUGGAACCUUCUGAUUCUGUCCCUACCCAGGUGCCCCUGCUUCAACAGCCACUCUUCAAAAAGCUCCUGUGGAGGAGAAAGAGAGAUCUACACAAGCGACAGAUACAAGGAGCCAAUGACAAAGUUUGCUCAGGAGUAACUGAGUCAGCUCAGCUGGUCAGCACCACCAAAAUGAUGUACAACUGGAUCCUGGCUGUUCCAUCUAACAACAUAAACAUGAUCUUCCAGGAGGUGCUGGUUGACCUGAAUUCUAAGAAUGAUCGUGGUUUGUACCAAUCACGGAUCAAGGCCACUGUUGGUGGGCGACCUUUGACCUUUUACAGCUUGGUGGGUUUGGAGAAUGAAGCAUUCUAUCGUAGUAUGCCACGCAUCAUUGCUGUCGCCAUUGAUGCUCUCAAAACGUAAAACACACUCAUAUAUGCUGCUGAAAUCAUACUUGAGCUGAAUUGGCAUCCGCGACAUUGAGUGUUAUUACAUCCUAAACUUUCUAAUGUGACAUCACCUGCUGCUAUGGAAAUGACUGGAUGAGACCUUCUUUCUAGAGUCAUCACGGGACAGCUGACACUUUUCUGGAGGAUGAAGGGUCUCAGUCGGUCACUGUGAACUGAGACUGGACUGACGUGACGAUAUGUACACCCCGAUUUAACUUAUUUCCCAAGAACAGAGGUUGAUCCUCCUCUC
Cyprinus carpio (common carp) is the source of this 1993-nucleotide messenger RNA. RefSeq lists its product as uncharacterized. Lineage: Eukaryota; Metazoa; Chordata; Actinopteri; Cypriniformes; Cyprinidae. The record is from RefSeq and is a predicted model, not a curated record.